Messenger RNA from Cydia fagiglandana, 1534 nucleotides. RefSeq names its product spermine oxidase-like. The record is from RefSeq and is a predicted model, not a curated record. Gene Ontology annotation, molecular function: polyamine oxidase activity. The transcript is spliced from 10 exons. Lineage: Eukaryota; Metazoa; Arthropoda; Insecta; Lepidoptera; Tortricidae. Bases 1 to 1479 code for a protein of 492 amino acids.
AUGCUUUUACUGAUCGUAUGUGUCUUUAGUUUGGCCGCCGGGUCGCCAGUUGACGGUCCAAAUGCCUACGACACGAUAGUCAUCGGCCUGGGCUCGGCCGGCGCCACAGCGGCUGCUGAGCUGGCCCGCUCUGGCCGCAAGGUGCUGGCCCUGGAGGCCCAGGGCCGCGUCGGGGGCAGGGUCCACACGGUGCCGUUUGGAGACGGAGUCGUGGAGCUGGGUGCUGAAUGGAUCCACGGUAACGUCAGCAGCCGCACAUACGCGCUGGCCACCGAGCACAACAUUGACACUAAAGUCCAGUCCCUGAUGUUGGACCCUUACCGCUCAGAUGGUACCAAACCUGACGUGGCCUUGGUGAGGGAACUGGUGGAUUUGGACUUCACAGAAGAAAAUCCUGACCCGCCAGAACCUCUUGGCACUUUUGUUACUAAGAAAUUCAUGGAAUACAUCACAAAGAACAAACCAGAUCUGCUCAAAGACCAGGACUUCAUCACCGAGUACUUGGAGUUCUGGAACCUGCUGACCAACAACCUGGAGUCUUCCAACGAUUGGAAUGACGUCACGACCUGGGAUGUGUACGAGCAGCUGGGCGGUCCGCAGGCUAUCAGCUGGCAUCGGCACGGAUACAAGACUUUCUUCGAGAUUAUGCUGAACAAAUACAACAACGGUCCCGGCCUCCAGAACUUGGACAUGAAGUUGAACACAGAAGUGACCCGCAUCAUCACGCCGCAGCACCCCAACGAGACUGUUACUGUGCAGUGCAAAGAUGGAGCUUCCUACACCGCCAGACAUGCCAUUGUGACCGUGUCUCUUGGAGUACUGAAGGCUACACAUACCACACUCUUCUCGCCGCCCCUUCCUCCAGAAAAACAGACAGCCAUAGACAAAGUGAGCAUAGGCGUCGUCGGCAAGGUGAUCCUGUCGUUUGAGAAGGCCUGGUGGCCUAAGGAUAUUACGCUCUUUGCCUUCAUCUGGAAAGGAGACGAUAAGAAAAAAGUCCCCGCUGAAGACUACUGGACGACCAGAAUACUUGGGGGUCACCCGCCCAUGGGGUCCGGCAACUCGCUGACCCUCUGGACCAGUGGCGAGGUCGCUAAACAGGUGGAGAGGUUGCCUGAAGACAUCCUGAAAACGAAGUGCGUGGCGCUGCUGCAGCGGUUCAUGGGUGAUGCGCUGAAGAUCACCGUUCCCGCCCCCACCGGCGUCCUUAGAUCGACAUGGUACUCGAACCCGUACACGCGCGGCAGUUACACGUACGACAACCUGGAGGCCCCGCGGUACCCGCUGGCGCGGAAAUGGCUGAGUUACCCGCUCCUAGACUCGGCGGGCGAGCCGCGCGUACUAUUCGCAGGAGAGGCCACGAACGAACGGCACUUCAGCACCGUGCACGGAGCCAGCGAGACGGGUCGACGCGAGGCCGAGAGACUACUACUAAUGAUCCGUGGCGAGGCCGGAAACCAUAAUGUUAAAGAUUUUUAAUUUUUAUAUGAAACCCACCGACUUAGAUUAAAGCCGAUAUCAUAAAAUUGUAUUU